Molecule: messenger RNA, 2427 nt
Organism: Arvicanthis niloticus (Nile rat)
Lineage: Eukaryota; Metazoa; Chordata; Mammalia; Rodentia; Muridae
Gene: Rusf1
Product: RUS family member 1
Source: RefSeq, a predicted model, not a curated record
UGUAGUUUGUCUAGCUUUUUGCCGCGUUGGACAGAGUCGCUGAGCUUGGGGAUGGCUGACGCUGCGAGCCUGCGGGCGCCGCUGUGCACUGAGCAGUUCGGCUCCGGAGCCCCGCGCGGCUGCAGCGCUGCGGCCGAUGGGAGCCUGCAAUGGGACGGGGCUCGGCGCUGGGGUUGGCUCUCCCAGGCCCAGACAGCGAAACCCAGGCAGCACGCGGGUGGAGGCGGGGGGCUCUGGGCAGCACUGACCGCUCUUUCGGGCCUCAGAUCCGUGCUGCUGCCUCAGGGCUUCCCAGAUAGCGUCAGCCCGGAUUACCUGCCGUACCAGCUGUGGGAUUCCGUGCAGGCCUUUGCUUCCAGCCUCUCCGGCUCCCUAGCCACCCAGGCAGUAUUGCAGGGCUUAGGGGUAGGCAAUGCAAAAGCCUCAGUUUCAGCUGCCACAUCCACCUGGCUCGUGAAAGAUUCAACUGGCAUGUUGGGCCGCAUCAUCUUUGCCUGGUGGAAGGGGAGCAAGUUGGACUGUAAUGCAAAGCAGUGGAGGCUCUUUGCUGACAUCCUCAAUGAUAUAGCCAUGUUCCUAGAGAUUAUGGCUCCCAUGUACCCAAUCUUUUUCACCAUGACUGUCAGUACCAGCAACCUAGCCAAGUGCAUUGUUGGUGUGGCUGGUGGGGCCACUCGAGCUGCACUGACCAUGCACCAGGCCCGAAGAAACAACAUGGCAGAUGUGUCAGCCAAGGACAGCAGCCAGGAGACAGUGGUGAACCUAGCAGGGCUUCUGGUCAGCCUUUUGAUGCUUCCCCUGGUGUCAGAUUGCCCAAGCCUCAGCCUUGGCUGCUUCAUCCUGCUCACUGCUCUCCACAUCUAUGCCAACUACCGGGCAGUCCGAGCCCUCGUCCUGGAGACCUUGAAUGAAAGCCGCCUCCAGCUGGUCCUAAAGCACUUCCUUCAUCGAGGAGAGGUACUUGAGCCUGCUUCAGCCAAUCAGAUGGAGCCAUUGUGGACAGGUUUCUGGCCAUCCCUGUCUCUAUCCCUGGGCGUUCCCUUACACCGCUUGGUCUCCAGUGUCUCUGAGCUGAAGCAGCUGGUUGAGGGCCAUCAAGAACCAUACCUCCUUUGCUGGAACCAGUCACGAAACCAGGUACAGGUUGCGCUGAGUCAAGAGGCAGGCCCUGAGACUGUCUUAAGGGCUGCCACCCAUGGGCUGAUUCUAGGAGCCCUGCAGGAAGACGGGCCACUUCCAGGAGAGCUGGCAGAGCUGAGGGAGCAAGUUCAGGCUGGUCCUAAGAAAGAAAGCUGGAUUCUUGUCAGGGAGACACAUCAAGUGUUGGAUACACUGUUCCCAAAGUUCUUGAAAGGACUACAGGCCGCUGGCUGGAAGACUGAGAAACAUCAUCUAGAGGUGGAUGAGUGGAGGGCCACAUGGCCCCUGUCUCCAGAAAAGAAGGUUUUAUGAGCAGCCGGACUCCAAGCCCGGAGCUCAGGACAGGAGCCUGGAGCCCAGGACUGGAGCCUAGAGCAAUGAUAUUUCAGCCACAGCAGGAUGUUGGAAGGGCAGCUUUAUUUUUGCAUAGGCAAACUUCUAUGACCAAUUGGCCACCAUCUUGUGGGAAGUGACAGCCAACCAGAUGGACUGGUAAAGAGGAAGGGAACCAGUUCUUUCCUGCUGUAUUCUUGCCCUUUUCCUUUCCUGGGAUCCACUACAAGCUCCUCACACUCACUUUUUGUGAGGCUCAGACAUGCUCUGGUUGCAGCUCAUGGUACCCAAUACACUUGACUUUAUGCAUAGAAGCCCCAGAGGAACACAGCCACAAUCAUCAUGAGCAGGGCGUUGAGGUUGACUACUCGGGCCCAGCUGGGAUCCUCACUGAUGUCCUCCAGCCGCCUGGUGGUUGCAGCCACCUCCUCCGCAGUGGGUGGAGGACUCCCUGACCCACUCCUGCUCAUUCCACAGAACCAGAGCAGGCACUGGCGGAGCAAGCCUGGAGCUGGGGUCUGAACCUCUGGAAGAAAUGGGAAGCACACAGUUAGUCUGAAGGGAAUUGGCUCCCCGAGCUUCCCAGGAUACUCUCCUGGGGUAUGCCUUACCUUCGAUCGCCAUUGCACAUUCCUGGCACCCGUUCUGCACAGGGGGAGGGGCUGGAUCUUCUAACUUCUCAGCAUCCAAGUCCUCCCGCUCCUCCCUGCUGUGCCGGAGACUGAAAACUAGGCGGUGGAGCUGGGAAGUUAGGGAGAAGGGACCAGGUGGGAGUUGUGCCCUUCACCCCAGGUCCAUGCUGGCACACAGCUUUGUCACUGCCCUCCACAGCCUCCCUUCUGGCCUGCCUAGGCUCAGCUCACCCAGACUCCUCUUUCCAGGAUAGUCUUUGCCUUCACACUGAACCCCAAGCUUUUCAUCUAGUAUUAAAGUCUUUGGCCCUGGCCAGUCCCA